Messenger RNA from Camellia sinensis, 2436 nucleotides. The record is from RefSeq and is a predicted model, not a curated record. NCBI's taxonomy places the organism in Eukaryota, Viridiplantae, Streptophyta, Magnoliopsida, Ericales, Theaceae.
AUGGAUGAAUCAAUGUGUACUGAAGCUUUUGAACCUCCAUGGAUGAGAGAUUUGUUGGGACCAAACAGGGAUGGCAAUCCAAACCUCAAUAUACCAGAUUACAAACCUCGAAUAGGUUUGGAGUUUGAUUCAUUGGAUGAUGCAAAAAAAAUUUACAAUGAGUUCGGAAGGAUUACUAGUUUCAGUGUUCGAAUUGAAUACUCUAACACAUGCAAAAAAACAGAGAGGAUCACUUCUAGGAGGUUUGUUUGUUCGAAAGAAGGGUUCCGAUGUAAAGACAAUAGGGAUAUCAAAACUAAAAAGCCGUGUCAAGAGACAAGAACUGGUUGCGAGGCACUUAUGACAGUUUUAUUGAAUAAAAAGAGCAAAAAAUAUGAGGUUACUGAUUUUUUUGAUGAUCACAAUCACCCACUUCAUAUUCAAGAAUGUGUCCAUUUGAUGCCUUCGCAACGAAAAAUUACAAAAGCUCAAGCAAUUGAAGCUGAUUUGGUAGAGGCCUCUGGGAUUAGAUUACGAUCAUCGUUUGAGCUUGCAUUUCGGCAAACAGGUGGAAGGGAAUGUCUUGGUUUUACUUGCCAAGAUUUGAAAAACUAUCUUUGGACCAAACGACAACGGGACUUGAAGUUUGGGGAAGCUGGAAGUUUAUUGGUGUAUUUCGCGGACAAAUCAAUGAAAGAUUCUUCAUUUCACUUUAAUAUGCAAUUAGAUGUUGAAGAACAAAUUACUAACAUCUUUUGGGUUGAUCCGAAAAUGAUAAUUGACUAUAGUGUGUUUGGGGAUUUUGUUAGUUUUGACACAACAUAUAGAACUCAUAAGGGUUAUCGUCUAUUAGCAGUUUUUUUGGGAUUUAACAAUUAUAGAAAGAAUGUUAUAUUUGGAGCUGCACUUCUCUAUGGUGAAACUGUUGCCUCGUUUGAAUGGUUAUUUAGGAGCUUCUUGGAUGCUAUGUCGGGAAAGAAACCGAAAACAUUUUUCACCGAUCAAGACUCUGCUAUGGCAAAGGCUAUUUCGUUGGUUAUGCCUGACACAUUUCAUAGAAUAUGCACGUGGCAUAUGAAGCAAAAUGCAAUUAAGCACUUGGGAAGUAAAUAUGUAGGUGAUCAUGGUGGGAUUGGUGCCGAGCUUAGUAAAUUCAUUUACAAUUAUGAGGAUGAGGAAAACUUUUGCAUUGCUUGGGAAGAAAUGCUUGACAGAUUUGAUGUUCAUGAUAAUAGUUGGUUGCCUACUAUAUAUGGGGUGAGGGAAAAACGGGCAAAGCCUUAUGUUAUGACAGUUUGGUCGGCUUGGGCUGAUACUACACAGCAUUUUGAAAGGGUUGUUGAUGAUAUUAACCACAUGGAGUUGGAAUGUGAAUAUGCUUCUCGUCAAAAGUUGCCGAGAAUUGGAUUACCCGUUCCCAUGUUGAUUAAUACAGGAGAUUUUUACACAAACCAAAAUUUUGAAUUAUUCAAGAUAGAAUAUUUGAAUAGCUUGCGUGCUUUUGCUUGGAAACAAGAUGAAAGUAACCUUUCACAUGACUAUAUGGUCAAGAUACCUGAUGAGCCUAUGGUUCGUGAAGUGAAAGCCAACCCACGAGGCCCUGAAGUGUCAUGCACUUGUCGAUUGUUUGAGAGAUGUGGAAUUUUGUGUUCCCAUGCUUUGAAAGGCCUUGACAUGAUGAACAUGAAAGAGAUACUAGAAUCUUACUUGUUGAAGAGAUGGGCAAAAAAAGCCAAAGAUGGAUUGGUGCAAGAAAAUAAUAGGUGUGUAGCUAAACAAGUUGUGGCUGAUUUGGAUAUGAAUGCUCGUUAUAGAAUGUUGUGCCUGAGUUUGAUUAAGUUGGGUUGUCGUGUGGCUGAAAGCAAAGAAACUACAUGCAUGCUUAUGAAAAAUUCUAUUGAAAUGGCAAAAAAGAUUGAUGAUGUCUUAAGCAAACAAGCUAGUGUGAACGAACAAGAAAAUGAUUCUCGUGCACCUUCAUGUCCACAAAAAUCAAGUGAAAAGGUUGCAGAAGAAAAUCAACCUCAUAACCCACAUGAUAAUAUGCCUCUCUAUGUGCCUGUGUUCGAAGAUAAGAACAUGGAUCAAAGUCCUCUCCAUCCACUGAGUGUUGAGAUACCCAAUUCCAUGUCAUGGAUGAUCCCAGAAACACCUCAAGCUUGGAACCAUCUUUCAUUCACUCAUUUGUUACAGGAGUCCUUACUUUGUCCUUCAAUUGAAGAUUCUAAAGGAUCCUCAAGCGCACAAUAUAGUGAAGAAGUGGGACUUGUCACUUGCAUCAGUUUGGAACACUGUUGUGUGGCUCAUGCUUAUGAACUUUGCCAUGAAGAUCGUGACAGAAACUGCGCAGAGCUUUCUGAAGGAACUGCAGGAAAAGGAGUUGGCCUCAUUGACAAAAACUCAACGUUUCUCUUUCCUUUUGCUUUCUCUUCUGCUGUGCCAUAUAAGAUUGCAUAG